GCAAAGUCUCGUAUUUAAAAUAAUACUUUGCAAGGUAAAAGCAACUUGUCAUUUCCCCGAAAGUUGCGACACGACGGUCAAAUCGCCAAAGUUCUUUUCCCGAGCGGUGUCAAUGGACCCGGCCCGGUGAUGGACGCGAACCCGAACUACGAUAAAAUACGUCCGUCCGUCGUGAUAACCGCAGUCGACGAUCGUAUGAUAACCGGAUCGCGAGAGACGACGACGUCCCUUUGAAUUCUGUGCAUCACACUUUCACACUGGUGUGAUGGCACAAGAAACUCGCACCGAUGAUGGCAUGUACAUAAAACAAGAGACCUCUAGUGUGAUACAUAAUGUUUGUUUCGUUUGUGGAAAUUCUGGACACCCCGAGCAGUAUUGGUUACGUGUACGACCGCCAUCCACCGGACCAUCUGAUGGCACUCCACAUUUUCCAUUUUUGGAAAUGCAUGAACCUCCACAAGGUUAUAGACAACCAUUGAACGCCAAGCAGGAUAGUGCGAUAACAAGUUGUUACUUGUGUUAUUCAUUGUUAAUUGGUCAAUGGGAUCGAUAUGAAAGAGAAAAUGUUCCAGCUAGACAACGCGUCUACUGGUUAAAACGCUGUGAUAAUGGUCCAUUUACUGGCGCUGAUCUCUCUACACAAGGGGAAUAUGCAUGCCAACUAUUGGGACUCAGUGUUGACUACACUAAUAGUCAUAAGGAUACAAUUAUGUCAUCUGCAAUGUCUCAAAUUACUGGAGAGGAUAGUCGAGGUGCUAGAAUACCACUUACAUCAAUUUCUACAUCAUCUGAUCACAUAGCACAAUUAAAUGGUUCAAAUCCAAUUAAUACAAAUACACCUCAUUCUAAUCCAGGAAGUUAUAGUAGUAGUAGUGGUACAGAUAUUUUAGAUCUAUCUAUGCCUGAUAAAAAUUCUUCUACUGAAGUUUGCUAUGUAUGUGGGGAAGAAUUCCGACGAGGUUCCUUAUCACAUGUGUCAGCUAAACCACCAGCAAAUGUUAAUCAAACUGAGCAACCGUUUUUUCCUAGCCUUAUGCUUCAUCCUAGACCUCCUCGUUCUAGGCCAAUGGAUAGUACAGGGCGUGUACAAACAUGUACUGCCUGUCAUGCUCACUUAUUAAAUCAGUGGCAGGUCUAUACGUCAAAAGGCAUUCCACACGGUGAAAGGAAUUAUAUUUUACGUAAGCGAUUAAUUCCAUCUAUAGAUACAUCUACAUUUAUUUGUUUUACUUGUUCACUCGAAUACCCUUCGUCUUCUAUGAGGUCGUUAUAUUGUUAUCCAAAUAAUAUCCGUGAACCUUAUUAUCCGUCAUUGACGAAAAUAAAAACUCCACCUGGUGCACUUCCUAUAUCUUCUCAAGGCACUGUUCAAGUUUGUGCGGUUUGUUUUAAAUCUGUACCUCAAAAACACCAAGUUACUAUGUUAAUGGAUUUACCUGUUGUUCCAUCACCUUCUCCGUCUCUUCAAUCAAUUAAAUCACCAGAUAUUCGUUUUCGGCCUUAUGAUAUAACAAAACCAAAUAAAUCACAAACACCAACACCGUCUGAAGCACAUCGUAGUACUCAUGCAGUUAGUUCUGAUGUAUCUGGUAAUGGAGGACCACUUCGUAUCAUGAGUGGUAAUAACUUUCGUUGUUAUGUAUGCUAUGAAAUGCAACAUCGUUCACAAUUAGAAUGGUUAUGCACAAAUGCAGAAGGAAUGAAUUCACAUGCUAUGCAUUUUCCUUGUCUUACACAAUUAUCAAGAUCAUCGGAAAAUUAUUGCGUUGAAUCCCAAGGUAGAGUAUUAGCCUGUUCUAAGUGUGUUCCACAGCUAUCUGCCCAAUGGAAUUCUAUGGAAGCCAACAGGGUCCCUUUAGAACAUAGGAGGUAUAACGUUCCUAGUUUGAAUGUUAAUGGUUUUAAUACUCAACAAAUAUCUAGUCGAAAUGAUGUUUCGUCCAUUUAUUGUUUCUUAUGCAACCAUCACUCAGAUUUAACUUAUGCCAGAGUUUUAUACAGCCGUCCACAAGGUCGAAAUGCACCAUAUUUCCCAUAUCUUUUAAAACACGAAACUACACAAGGUGCAGAACAAUUGCGUGAAGAUGGAUCUGCAUUAGUGUGUACAUUUUGUUAUCAUGCUUAUGUUGCCCAAUGGCGAGAUUAUGAAUCAAGUUCAGUACCUAUUCCACAGCAUGAAAGAAGUUAUAACCAUAAGGAAUAUGUAUGUUAUGUUUGUACACAAAGAGCUGGACGACGACAAAUUCGAUCACUUGCAGUUAAUGACUAUCCUUUUCUACGCUAUCAUCGUCAAAUUGACCAAGCAUUAUUAUUAGAAAAUGGAGAGUUUGCAGUUGUUUGUGUUGAAUGCUAUGAAACUAUACAUAUACAAGCUAUUGAAUAUGAACGAUUUGGUAUGCCAUUAGAUAAACAAAGUCUUCAAAAUACUAAUACAGUUAAGACGGUAAAGCAAGAAGACAAUUAUAGCCAACGAGGACCACAAAAUAUGACAGUUGAAAAAGCACAGGUUAAUCAGACUAAUAAAACUCAACGAAAAAAUGUUAAACAACAACAGCAACAAACUGCUGUUGACAGUACAAAACGGUCAAUGUUAAAUUCUAAUCAAUACAACUCCAAAACAGAUGCAGGUUUAGUUAAACCUCAACCAACAAGUUCAGGUUCAAAACGUACUUUAAUGCCAAAUCUUAUUGGACAAGCUCCACCACCACCAUCUCCUGGUGGUAGAUCAUUUGCUGCUGCUCUUAGAAAUUUAGCUAAACAAGCCGGACCCCCUUCUACUCAUUCCAAUGAUAAAGAAGGAAUUGAGUCCCAAGAAAAACACCAACAAGAAUCUUUGAAAGGACGAAUUGCACUUCCAGGCUGUAAUAAAACACAACCAGAUAAUGAAUCAAAAUCAACUGGUCUAAAUACUGAGCCUCGUAGUGGUUUUCAACCUUAUAAGCCUGAUGAACAAAGAACUAUGGUACCUACAUCAGCAUCUGCUCCUCCUCCUCAUUUUGCCGUUGACCCUGCCUCAUACUCACCUUACCAUCCUGCAAAUCUUUAUUCCCCACAUUUUCAACAUGCUUUUCGGAUUGAAGAACAAAUGUACCUUGAAAGAUGUGGAGUACCUUUGUUUCCUACUUCUGCAUAUCAUCCUCAUAAUAGUCCUCAUCCUUCAACUCUAUAUGGACUUCAUCAUAUACAGUCACCAUUAGUCAUGUCCCCAAAUAUAGUAGAUAGAAUGAAAAUGGAAGAAGACAGGCUACAAAGAGACAGAGAUAUGCAAGAGCGAGAAAAAAGAGACAAGGCAAAGCAACAACAGCGAGUUAAAAAUGUUCAUACUAUGGCAGCUGACCUUUCAGGAAGGCGUCAUUAAUGUCUAUACUUAGUCAUACAACUAAACCUCAAUUUGUAUGUCUUUCGUGUACAUCAUAAUGCCAAAUUCAUCAAAAAUAACAAAGUUACAGUUACCAAAAUCAAACCACCUAUGUAAUCAAGUGAUACCAUAUCAUAAUAACAACAAAUCAACAACCUUCGAAACUGUUCAAUUAUGUUUCUUCUUAUACUCCUGAAGUCAACUUCUAAUUCAUCCAAUGCUAUAUGACAACUCUUUUCAAAUUCAACAAGUCCUGAUUGAAAAUGCAUUUGAUAAUUAUCUACAAUCAACAGCAGUGGGAUCUUAACAAAACAUAAUACUUUUUUUUUCUCAAUAUGCUAGGAACAACACCUAUAGACCAACAGGCACAAGAUUGCUAGUUGAAUAAAUGUACGACCUUUGCAAUUGACAGAGAAAAUCAAGAAUUAAAUAUUUGGUGUUAAACAGUUAAAAUAUCAACUAAAAAUACUGAAUAUGAAGGAAAUGGCUUACCAACAGGAACAAUUUUAUUCUCUCAAAAACUAAUUUUUUGUAAAGUAUUACAUCCACAUAUAAAAAUUCUGUUCAAGUGUUCUUUUCAGUUAAAUCAUGCCACAAAUAAUGCCACUGAAUAUUCCCAAUUGCUCAAUAAGAAUUCUUUGUUUUUUCCAUGUAUUUGGCAUUUGAGCGAAUCGAACGACAUAAUCACAUCACCCCUAUUGAUUACAUUUUGUUUUACCAUUUUUUUUUUUAUAAUUUAGAGAAUAUUUUUUUUUUUAUACUAAUAGUAUCUAUACAAAUCGACUACUUAUUUAUUAAGUUAAGUAAUAUUAUUUAUAUCUGUACCAAUUAUGUACUAUUUAUAUAUACCAUAGA
Acyrthosiphon pisum (pea aphid) is the source of this 4213-nucleotide messenger RNA. It is a transcript of the gene px, whose product is annotated as MAP7 domain-containing protein plexus. The transcript is spliced from 20 exons. The record is from RefSeq and is a predicted model, not a curated record. Lineage: Eukaryota; Metazoa; Arthropoda; Insecta; Hemiptera; Aphididae. Bases 266 to 3358 code for a protein of 1030 amino acids.